CUUAUGAAAACCUCCAUCAGAAAUUCAAAGCCUCCUGUCGAACGCAAUCACCUCUCCCUACUGCCACUAAGAUCGUCUCUCCGGUCUCCUCUCGCAAUUUCAGGGGAGGUUUGAGGAUUAACCCUUGAAAGGUUCAUCGGAUUUUCUUGGGUUGAUGUGAAUUUGUGCGGAAAUGGAGGGAAUGCAGAAAUUCAUCCGCGGGGUCUCAAAAGAUGUGAAAUUUGGGAAUUCGGGUUCCUCCGAGAGUUCUUACUUAGGUGGGGAAGGAAGAGCCGUGGGAGUUGCCGCUGCUCUAUCUGGUCCCGAGCCACCCGGUGUCCUUGUCACCAGAAAUCCUCGUCAAUCGGUAUCACUAUGGACGUGUUCGAAGCUCUGCGCGUUUUUCUUCGUGGCCGGCAUUUUUGUUGGUUACACUCUGAAGCGACGCGUGCGAAGGUGGGCUUCCAGGCUUCUUAAGAGAAUGAAAGACGAUUAAUUCUCUGCUCUGCUCGGCUGAAGGAGUCCAAGAUUAUGUUUCUCAACUUUACCUUCGGAGGCUUUUUCCGGCGUCACUUUCACCACGUAAGACCGAUCAUCAUGUUUGGUGAUAGAAAGCUGGCGAAACAAUAGCAGGUUAAUUUAAUAGAGGAAUUUCAGGGUUAAGUGGAUGAGUUAAUGUGCUUCUAAGAUUAAAGUUGUCUUACCUUGGAUUGAAGCUCGUGAGGAGGUUAUAUAAUGAAAUCUUCUUCUUCAUGUUCUAUAA
Punica granatum (pomegranate) is the source of this 742-nucleotide messenger RNA. NCBI's taxonomy places the organism in Eukaryota, Viridiplantae, Streptophyta, Magnoliopsida, Myrtales, Lythraceae. The record is from RefSeq and is a predicted model, not a curated record.